AUCCUCUCUGCACCGCGAGACGCGGUUGUGGCUCCCCAGUAGCGCAGCAUCUUCGGUGACGACUGCCUCGGACCCGUGCUUUCUGCGUUCCUCCCGGUUCCUAAAGGAGUACGCAUCCCUUCGCCCCACGCCUGGGAGGAGUGUGAACUUUUUGCUGGGGGCCCAUAAAGACCGACAAGUUUGAAAAUGGACCAGCAAGAGCCAGCGGAGCCUUCUCCGAAUUCCAAACAGGCUGUUAUUUCAGAGGAGUUAAUUUCAGAAGGAAAAUGGGUCAAGCUUGAAAAAACAACUUACAGGGAUCCUACUGGAAAAACAAGGAACUUGCAGGAAGCUUAAAAACAACUUGUGACGACAGCUACCUAAGUAGCAGCACAUGGCCAUGAGGCCCAGCGCUGGAGAGCUGCGCGAGUAUUGAGAUACCCACAGCCCCGGCAGACCCUGGAGCAAGAGAGCCGAGCCCACGUGCCCCGUCCUGAGCGGGUGAGGGUGCUGCUGCCCAGCUGGCAGUGGAGGACUCGGCCCCAGAGAUGCGCUCACACUUGAGAAAGCGCGGCCAGGGCUUGGAGCCCAGCUCACCGUGGUAGAGUUUGGGUCUCCUUCCUGCCAGGUUAAGGGGACACAGUGUAGCCCCUCGCCCUGCUGAGUGUGAAGGCACAUGCCGGCUGCGCCCUCAAAGCUCUGCACCUGCUCCUUCCAGCCCUCCUUCAUCAAGGAUGUGCAGCGGGAUCCCGUGAAGGUUUUUUCCCCAUAAUCGUCUCCCCUCUGGAGAGCUUGCUUCAGUAGUCGGGAGUGGGCUCUGAGGUCUCCCAGCCACCACACUGAGGGUCCUGUUGCAGCACUUCUCUGUCAUCUGUCACCGCAGGACGGCGCUGUGGCCUCCAAGGAGCUCUUGUGUGAACCAAUAACACUUCAUACCCGAAUGUCAAGCUUUGAAGAAUGAACCUCCAUACUUUACUGUAGGCUGGGAUUAAUAAAUGUACGAAGUACUGCAUGUACAAAACAAAACUGCAGCUAUAGAGAAUCCUUUGUUCCCCUGUCUUACUCACGGAAGAGGCUGUGGAAUUGGUUUUAGGAGUCCAAAGAUAAGCUGGCUUGUGUGCCCCUUCCUGACAUUCAGGAUAGAGCUGAGCUCAUCCUCCGUCGCCUGCCUGUCUCGAGGCGUCGGUUGACUGGAGGAAGGAAAGUACAACGGGCUUUCCUAUAACAAAGACUGAAACACAGAAUCAGAAUUCCACAGCCACGAGAGGCUUUUCCAGCAGCACGCUCUCCAUUCCAUUUUCCAAACGAGAACACGGUCUUGAGGUUGCUGCUGCAGGGUAGCUCGUCGGGCCGGCGGAGGCGAGGAUUUGCUCACUCGAUCCUCAGGACAUCUCUCGGGGUCCCUUAGAGAUGGGGGGAGCUCUCGAGGGACAUCCGUGUUCUGGCACUCUCAUCAGCACUGCUCCGUCAUCUCCUCUCCUGUAACCACGCUCCUCGGUUUGCCUCCGUCACCCCCAGUGUGUCUGGCUUGGGACCUUCAGUGCUCUUCCCCGCACUGUCGUCUUCACUCUUUAGGACUGACCCCACGAGGCAGCAGAGAGAACGGGGCCAAAAGAACUUGGGAAACUGUGAAGCGUACAACCAGGAAAGGACAGUCGGCUGAUGGCGUGUCCAUCAUCCCCGUCCUGCAGAGGACCCUGCACUACGAGUGUGUCGUGCUGGUCAAGCAGUUCCGGCCGCCCAUGGGAGGCUACUGCCUGGAGUUCCCCGCCGGUCUCAUUGAUGAGAACGAAAGCCCCGAAGCAGCUGCUCUGCGGGAGCUCGAGGAAGAGACUGGCUACAAGGGAGAUGUCGCCGAAUGUUCUCCAGCUGUGUGUAUGGACCCGGGGCUGUCAAACUGUACCACCCACGUCGUGACCGUCAUGAUCAACGGGGAUGACGCUGAGAACGUGAGGCCCAAGCCAAAGCCAGGAGACGGAGAAUUCGUGGAAGUAAUUUCCUUACCAAAGAAUGACCUGCUGAGCAGACUCCAUGCUCUGGUAGCCGACGAACACCUGACCGUGGAUGCCCGAGUCUACUCGUACGCGCUGGCCCUGAAACACGCAAACACGAAGCCGUUUGAAGUGCCCUUCCUCAAGUUUUAAGGCCGAAGGACGGUGGGCAUGUUUUGGUAAACAACCACCAGGCCUUUUCACUGAGACUUUGUAUUCAGCUUACUUCUAAUGGAGAGUUGAAAUUAGCUUUUCAUAAAAUAAAAGCAACACAAAAUGCA
Messenger RNA from Sus scrofa (pig), 2251 nucleotides. NCBI's taxonomy places the organism in Eukaryota, Metazoa, Chordata, Mammalia, Artiodactyla, Suidae. The record is from RefSeq and is a predicted model, not a curated record.